AUGCAAAUUUCAGAACGUGUCAAAGACGAAGCGAUUGAAAGCCGCCUCCGCCCAUCUCGUCCUUCCCUACCAUCUCAACUCCCUUCUCAAGAUGACGCGGUUGUCAGCAACAUCUUGAAAAAGCGAGGCAUCGUCGCCAAGUUUGCGAGGGAGCAGGUGACGGAUCAGGAUAUUGAGCGACUAAAACCCGGUCAAUGGUUGAACGACGAACUCAUCAAUUUUUACGGUGCUAUGAUACUUGCACGGUCUGAUGGUUGCAAAGAGAAUUCACCGACGAACGGGCAAGGGACGCCGCUAAAUGUGCACUUCUUCAGCACUUUCUUUUGGACAAAGCUCACCAAAGAGGGCUACGAGAAAGCACGACUUGCAAAAUGGACAAAGAAAAUUGACAUCUUCUCCAAAGACGUCAUUCUGAUACCUGUGAACCACAAUAAUGCUCACUGGACCGCUGGAGCCAUAAACCUCCGAAAAAAGCGGAUAGAGUCGUAUGACAGCAUGGGCAUGGCGAAAGAGCAGGUUUUCAAGCACUUGCGAGCAUACCUCGAUGCUGAGCACCGUAACAAGAAGAAAAAAGAGUUUGAUUUCACCGAUUGGGAAAACUGGGCACCAGAUGACACACCUCAACAAGAGAAUGGGUACGAUUGUGGGGUUUUUACUUGCCAGUUCCUGCAGGCUCUUUCCCAAGGGCGAGAUGACUUCAUUUUUACCCAGAAAGAUAUGCCGUACCUUCGCCGGCGGAUGAUUUGGGAGAUUGGUAACGCUAGGCUUCGAGAUGAUUAA
Molecule: messenger RNA, 780 nt
Organism: Laccaria bicolor S238N-H82
Lineage: Eukaryota; Fungi; Basidiomycota; Agaricomycetes; Agaricales; Hydnangiaceae
Exons: 4
Coding region: 1-780 (259 amino acids)
Biological process (GO): protein desumoylation
Cellular component (GO): nucleus
Molecular function (GO): deSUMOylase activity
Source: RefSeq, a predicted model, not a curated record